ACCGAGCGACGCAGACUCAGUGCCAAGGCCGACUGAGGACCAAGCGACAUCAGACUGUGUUUUGUGUGGCAGAGGUUCGCAUACUCGCGCCCUCAGCUCACGAUUUUUUCCUUUGAACGCGAGUUUGAGCAACGAAAAUGACCUUCCUGAGGGCGGAGCUCCUGAGGUGGGCGCCGACGGUGCUGCCUUACCUCUUACUCACCUCGCUCUUCGCUCUCUCGCUCGUCUGGUUCUUCAGGAGGCAGCAGAAGGUGGCGCUGAUCGAGAAGAUCCCCGGCCCGAAGGCGCUGCCGCUCCUCGGAAACGCCUUGGAGGUUAACGUUGAGCCUCGAGAGGUUUUCCAACGCAUCUGCGGGGGCAUGGCUAUCGCGGGCAAGGCGCCCCUGCGAGUGUGGCUGGGGACUCGGCCGAUGGUCCUGGUCAGCCAGCCUGCCGAUGCGGAGAAUUGUUUCAAGUUGUCAAAGGAGGGUCAUACAUCUGGAGUUAUCACACCGCUGUGUUUCGUGUCUGGGCAGGACCUUUUCCGCUGGUCCAGCUGUUUAAAUGUAAUCCUUAGCAGCCAGAAGCACCUGGACAAAAGUCGUGACUACACGUUCCUGCAUCCUUGGCUGGGCACAGGCCUCCUCACUUCCACAGGCUCCAAAUGGCACUCCCGGAGGAAGCUCCUGACCCCAGCCUUCCACUUCAAGAUCCUGGAGGACUUCGUGGAGAUCUUCAACAGCCAGAGCAUCAAAAUGGUGAAGUUACUGGAGAAGAAGGCUGAGGGGGAGUGCUUUGACAUCUUCCCUUACAUCACUCUCUGCACCUUGGACAUCAUCUGCGAGACCGCCAUGGGAUGCAAGAUUGGCGCUCAAGACAACAGCGAAUCAGAUUAUGUUAAGGCUGUGUACCGGAUCGGAUCCCUCGUGCAGCACAGGCAGGCUCGCCCUUGGCUGCAGCCAGACAUCCUCUUCAAGCUCUCCGGGUACCAGAAGGAGCACGACGCUUGCCUCAAACUCCUGCACGACUUUUCCUACGACAAGAUUAGGACCCGACGCAAGGAGUACCAGGAGAGCAAGAAGAACAAGGGUCAGGAGACGACCGAGGACGAGGCUCUGGGCAAGAAAAAACGACUUGCAUUCCUUGACCUCCUGCUGGAGUACUCCGACGGCGUCGCCCGGCUCACCGACGAGGACAUCCGCGAGGAGGUGGACACCUUCAUGUUCGAAGGCCACGACACGACGGCCGCCGCCAUCAACUGGACGCUGUACCUCCUCGGGUGCCAUCCCGAGAUACAGGCCCGCGUGCACGAGGAGCUGGACGGAAUAUUUGGAGACUCUGACCGUCCCGUCACCAUGGCCGACCUCAGGGAAAUGAAGCUGAUGGAGAACUGCAUCAAGGAAGCCCUUCGUCUAUUCCCUUCUGUGCCCUUCAUCGCCCGCGAGCUCAGGGAGGACGUGGUUAUCAAUGAUUACCACAUUCCCUCCGGCACCACUGUGUUGGUGGUGACGUACCGCCUCCACCGCGACCCGGAGCAGUUCCCGAACCCGGAGGUGUUCGAUCCGGACCGCUUCCUGCCCGAAAACUGCAAGACGCGACACCCGUACGCCUACGUCCCCUUCAGCGCCGGGCCAAGGAAUUGCAUUGGACAAAAGUUCGCCCAGAUGGAGGAGAAGAUCGUGCUGAGCAACGUCCUGCGCCACUACCGCGUGGAGAGCACCAUCAGGCGCGAGGACCUGAGGAUCCUCGGGGAGCUGAUCCUGCGCCCCGAGAACGGAAAUCCCCUCAAGCUCUUCCCAAGAAAGGCCCAGUAGGAUGUCAUAUCCAAAGAGCAAAUGGACGCGACAGAAGGCCAUGGCAACACGGAAAUACAAUCGAGCCAUUUGAACAUGCCAUUUGGAAAAGUCGUCAGUUAAAAGGGUUACUGGGGGUUUCAGGGCGAAGCUGGCCAGGCAUCGUUCUCUUUUGUUUCAUAGUCCAUUAAUGUGCCCCUGCAUAUGCAGAGAAAAUAGAACGGUAGUAAUAUGUAUAUAUAUAUAUAUAUAUAUUUAUAUAUAUAUAUAUAUAUAGAUAGAUAGAUAGAUAGAUAGAUAGAUAUUUGGAUAGAUAUGUAGAUAUAUAGAUAUUUAUAUAUACACACA
Penaeus chinensis is the source of this 2120-nucleotide messenger RNA. Its product is annotated as cytochrome P450 4c3-like. The transcript is spliced from 13 exons. Lineage: Eukaryota; Metazoa; Arthropoda; Malacostraca; Decapoda; Penaeidae. Gene Ontology annotation, molecular function: iron ion binding; heme binding; oxidoreductase activity, acting on paired donors, with incorporation or reduction of molecular oxygen. The record is from RefSeq and is a predicted model, not a curated record. Bases 138 to 1793 code for a protein of 551 amino acids.